CCAGGUGUGGUGGCCUUCCAUCUGAUCGGAGCCGGCUUGUCUGCCGCCUCCAAGACAACCUUACUGAGCUAGCGGUAUGUCAAGCAUUUGUUCAAUGCUAUGCUGUUGUGCGGGAAAAGAUAAUGUGCCCAAUACAAGUGCUGAGCUCCUUCGAUGGCAGCAGCGGCGUAAUAAGGAAAUCGAGCGAGAAUUGCGGAAAGAAGCGGAACGUAGACGUAGACGCCAGAUGAUUCUCCUCCUUGGAACAGGGGAGAGCGGGAAAAGUACAUUUUUGAAGCAGAUGAAGAUUAUCAAUGGGAAGCGCUUCUCGGCCCAUGAAAUGGAGCAACUGCGAGAUAUUAUUUACGACAAUAUCUAUAAAGGAGUGUUGUUUCUGCUGCAGGCACGCGAAAACCUCGAUAUCCCGUGGGAAACGGGUGAUCAGUCACCUGCAGCUCAAGCAGCCGAACUGAUGGAAGAACAUUUUCGCGCCCAUCGCGCGGAGCAUCGUGAGCGAGUCCGACUUAAUACACCGGUGUGGAGUGAGGAAGAAUUCCUCCAACUGGUUCCAUCCAUUCAGGCUAUUUGGGCCGAUGGAUCCAUUCGAAAAGCCUUUGAUCAGCGUUCGAAAAUCAUCACAGAAAAUUUUAGCGAAAACACCCGAUACUAUCUCAAUCGGUUACACUAUAUCGGGAUUAAGGACUAUGUUCCAACCGACGAAGAUAUUGUAUGGUCACGAAAGCCAACGACCUCCAUCAUCGAGGAAGAGAUCGUUGUACACAAUGCCUCACUUGUCUUCGUAGACGUGGGCGGUCAGACCAAGGAACGUCGCAAAUGGUGUCAUUGCUUCUCGGACGUUACCUCCAUUCUCUUCCUCGUCGCAUGUAGUCAUUACGAUGAGCACUAUCAGGACAAGGUAACCAAGGAGUUCCGCAACAAGCUUCGUGAGGCUAUGAUUGUGUUUGAAGGUCUCAUCAAUCACGCCGCCUUCCGGCGCGUAUCCAUCAUCAUCUUUUUCAACAAGACCGACAUCUUGAAGGAAAAGGUUUCCAGUCGUCUGUCAAAUAUUCGUGAUGAGUUCCCCAAUUUCCCCGCUAAAUUCGAUCCAUUCAAGUUACAAGAUGUCCAGAAUUUCAUGGUUGAGGCAUUCGCUUCUUUGGUUAGUAGUAUGCCGGGUGCCGAAAGCCUGGCUGUUCCAAAUAUCGGUCGUGGUAGUCUAGGUGGAUCAUCGUUUUCCGGUACAAAAGAUGUGAAUGCCAGCGGCGUUCGACGUACUUCUGCACCUGCAACGGCUCACCCAAGCAUGUCGAUAGCCGCACAAAAUGUCGCUCCCAUGCCAGUAAGGAAACGUAUGCUCUAUCGCCAUUUCACCACGGCCGUGGAUCGUAGAAACAUUGAAACGGUGUUUCACGCUAUGCAAGACACUGUGCUUCAGAACAAUCUACGUCGAAUUAUGAUGGGUUAGAGUGAGGGUUCAUCCCGUGGAAACUUUUUACACACAGAUACCCUCCUCCUUCUUCCAAAGCCCUGAUUGUUUUCUGUACACAACUAUCCCGGUAUUUUCAACUUCGCCUAUCCAAGCAUCUGGUUUCUUUACCUCUCAUUCUUGUGCCAAAAAUUGCUUUGUUUUACCAGAAUCCUGCCGCAUCCUUUCACCGACAUUUGUAUGGAAUCGCAGGGCCCUUUCCUCCGCCAUUCCGUUGUUUUUUUUCGCUGUCCCAAACUUCUUGUCUUUCAUAUUCGAUGUCUACUUCUCCUGUUCAGCUGAUCCCUCGGCCAGAUCAUUCAAUCAUGCCUCCCUUACUUGCUUUUGUUUUUUUGUUAUUUUUCUUACUUCCAAUAUUGUGAACGAAAAAUGUGUCUAUUUGUCACAUGUUGCUUCCAUCCUCCUAUGUGUUGUUACUAGAUUGUUUCGCUUCAACCACCCUGACGCAAGUAACCGAGCGCAGGUUAUAAGCCUUUUUACAUCCGCCACAACAAUGUGAUGUACAAAGAAGUCCCGUUCCGCUUUUUCGCACAUCCACUGCACUAUCUGCAGCAUGUGGUUAUACUCCCGUGUCUUAUAUAAAGAUACUCGCACGCGUCAGUGAUUUUUCGCUUUCUUUCUCUUCCGUGUUUGUUUUUUUAUAGCCUAUUCGUGCACUUGCAUGCUCUUCUAGUACACUUAUACACCAGACAGAUUGGUUAUGACGCAA
Molecule: messenger RNA, 2174 nt
Organism: Opisthorchis viverrini
Lineage: Eukaryota; Metazoa; Platyhelminthes; Trematoda; Opisthorchiida; Opisthorchiidae
Exons: 4
Coding region: 77-1444 (455 amino acids)
Biological process (GO): adenylate cyclase-modulating G protein-coupled receptor signaling pathway
Cellular component (GO): heterotrimeric G-protein complex
Molecular function (GO): guanyl nucleotide binding; G-protein beta/gamma-subunit complex binding; GTPase activity
Source: RefSeq, a predicted model, not a curated record